Rattus norvegicus (Norway rat) is the source of this 3159-nucleotide messenger RNA. It is a transcript of the gene Fdft1, whose product is annotated as farnesyl diphosphate farnesyl transferase 1. The transcript is spliced from 8 exons. Gene Ontology annotation, biological process: secondary alcohol biosynthetic process; lipid biosynthetic process; sterol biosynthetic process. NCBI's taxonomy places the organism in Eukaryota, Metazoa, Chordata, Mammalia, Rodentia, Muridae. Bases 77 to 1327 code for a protein of 416 amino acids. Gene Ontology annotation, cellular component: endoplasmic reticulum; membrane; endoplasmic reticulum membrane. The record is from RefSeq and is marked validated. Gene Ontology annotation, molecular function: transferase activity, transferring alkyl or aryl (other than methyl) groups; squalene synthase [NAD(P)H] activity.
GCCUACCGCCGGCAUCUAAACACAGGUGGGAGUGGGAGAUCCCGACAGGUGAGCCCCGCGCCCCGCAGCCACAAGGAUGGAGUUCGUGAAGUGUCUAGGCCACCCGGAGGAGUUCUACAACCUGCUGCGAUUCCGCAUGGGAGGCCGGCGGAAUUUCAUACCCAAGAUGGACCGGAACUCGCUCAGCAACAGCUUGAAGACUUGCUAUAAGUAUCUUGAUCAGACCAGUCGCAGCUUCGCCGCGGUUAUCCAGGCGCUGGAUGGGGACAUACGUCAUGCGGUGUGUGUGUUUUACCUGAUCCUCCGAGCCAUGGACACAGUGGAGGAUGACAUGGCCAUCAGUGUGGAGAAGAAGAUCCCACUGCUGCGAAACUUUCACACUUUCCUCUAUGAGCCGGAGUGGCGGUUCACCGAGAGCAAGGAGAAGCACCGAGUAGUGCUGGAGGACUUCCCCACGAUCUCCCUGGAGUUUAGAAAUUUGGCUGAGAAAUAUCAAACAGUGAUCGCUGACAUCUGUCACAGGAUGGGAUGUGGGAUGGCAGAAUUUCUAAACAAGGAUGUAACCUCCAAACAGGACUGGGACAAGUACUGUCACUAUGUUGCUGGACUGGUGGGAAUCGGCCUUUCUCGCCUAUUCUCUGCCUCAGAGUUUGAAGAUCCCAUAGUUGGUGAAGACACAGAGUGUGCCAAUUCUAUGGGUCUGUUUCUGCAGAAAACAAAUAUCAUUCGUGAUUAUCUGGAAGACCAACAAGAAGGAAGACAGUUUUGGCCUCAAGAGGUAUGGGGCAAAUAUGUUAAGAAGCUGGAAGACUUUGUUAAGCCAGAGAACGUAGAUGUGGCCGUGAAGUGCUUGAAUGAACUCAUAACCAACGCCCUACAACACAUCCCUGACGUCAUCACCUACCUGUCAAGGCUCCGGAACCAAAGUGUGUUUAACUUCUGUGCCAUUCCACAGGUAAUGGCCAUUGCUACGCUGGCUGCCUGUUACAAUAACCAUCAGGUAUUCAAGGGAGUAGUGAAGAUUCGGAAGGGGCAAGCAGUUACCCUCAUGAUGGAUGCCACCAACAUGCCAGCUGUCAAAGCUAUCAUAUACCAGUACAUAGAAGAGAUUUAUCACCGGGUCCCCAACUCAGACCCGUCAGCUAGCAAGGCCAAGCAGCUCAUCUCCAACAUCAGGACGCAGAGCCUUCCCAAUUGCCAGCUCAUCUCCCGAAGCCACUACUCCCCCAUUUACCUGUCCUUCAUCAUGCUCUUGGCUGCCCUGAGCUGGCAGUACUUGAGCACUCUGUCCCAGGUCACAGAAGACUAUGUCCAGAGAGAACACUGACUUUGUUUAGCUGGAAGCGGAAGUCCACGUGAAGUGGGUUUUUCUUCUUCCCCCAGCUGGAUUUUGACUUCCCUUGGUUUUUCCUUCUACUCUAAUCUUUCGGAGAACUGAGUGUGGGACCUUUAGGAACUCUGAAGAGGAAAGGACGCCUUGCCCUCAGCAGCCUGGUGCUUCCUGGAUGUGGUCCCUGCCUCUUGUAGCCACUGGCAUCAUGUUGACCGAAGCACUGGAAAGGCCACAUGUGAUCCUAGUGAACCUGGCUAGAAUGCUGAUUGAAUCUAUUUAAUUUGAAACAGCCUUUGAAUACCUAUCACAGUAGAAAAUGAAGUGACUGGUCCUCUCUUUCUCAUCAGCUUGACGAUAGAAGGGAUUAAUCGUCGAUAUUCUAGGUGAUAACUGCCAAGCUUCCCGAGUGCAGGCGUGGCUUCCCUGCCCAGGGGGCAGCACAAGCAGUCAGUCAUCUUGUGCUGGUGGCCACCUGUCAGAAGCAUGCCCUCCAGGAAAGGCUUGGGAUCUUGAGAUUUUUAUAAUAGCAUGAAAGCCCAGGCAGAUGGCUUGGUGAUCUCAGGACACAGAUCUCAGUAUCUGUCUCAACAGCCAGUUAGCAGGGACUGGGAAGGGCUCGAUGGCUGCCCUGUGUUGCUGGUGAGGGUAAGCAGGCAAUGUGUACCUGCUGCUUCCGCCUGCCACUGGCACUUCCCUACUAGACACCUCCACAGCCAUUUGUUAGGGUUUUCCUUGAAGUCUCAAGACAAAUGAUGACAGAAAGGACCAGUUCUGUAUUGGUGGUUAGUAGGCUACGUUGUCAUGGUGGCCUCUGGCAACCCAGGUACCUGAAAACCAGUUUCAGGGACAGCAGUGGAGAACAUACUCUAGGCAAACAUACUGGCCUGUUUCCUAUUAUAACAAGAUACCUAAGGCCAACUACUUUUUUUACCAAGAGAAGAGGUUUGUUACAGCACAAGAUGAGGUGGCCCUGUCGUUAGCCCUUGAAGGGCCAUGUGGAAAAUAACACGUGGUGAGGGAACAUGUGACAGGAAGCAGGAGUCAAGCCCUACACCAGGCUGACACUGCACGCUCUAACUAGCUCAGACUGGCCUGCAAGUCUAUGUAGCCUUGAACUUGAGUGAUCCCACUGUCUCUCAGCCUUCUGAAUUUCAGUUACAGACAUGAGCCACCCCACUCUUGUCCUGGAAGGCUAGCAUUGAGCCCUUUUGAGAACAGUGCCUCCAAAACCUGAUCACCUUGCACAGGGCCUCAGUCACCUCACUGUCACCCUUUGGGGGACACCACAGACACAGUCUGCUCCCCUUUUCAGCCUGAUGGGCAUGUUGACUUCGCGAGAUGCUCCAGCCAGCUUGGUGGUCCAUUCAGCUUAAGUGAAGUCUCUGUGCCCCAGUGGUAAAUCUGUUUGUAUACAGACUCUGCUAAAUUGCUCACUUGAGGCUCUCAGCCUUGAACAAACACCAUCCUGUUGAAACCAAAGUAAUGUUCCAUGGUUCUUUAACUUCUGUUACAGAAGCACAAAGGUCUUAAUGUUCAUCCUUUCUGGAAGCUACAACUCUUAGCAGUCAUCCCAGCAUGUGGUAGGUGGAGGCAGAAGAGAUUCAAAUUCCUAAUCAGUUAUAGGCUACACAGGACACUGUCUCUCCCAAAAACCUGGGUCUGAGUGAUAGCACCCAGUAGUUCUUCCAGAGGUCCUAAGUUCAAUUCCCAACAACCCCAUAGUGGCUCACAACCAUCUAUGAGGUCUGAUUCCUUCUGAUGUGUAUGAAGACAGCACUCAUAUACAUAAACUGCAUGAAUAAAUCUUUAAAAAGAGGAGGGACAGA